UAAAUUUUAUUCAGAACAUUUACCUUACACAGGUAUUUCCCCGGGAAGCAGUAUAAAAGCUGGACAUUUUCCUCAGACGAUUCAUUGGCAUGGGAGGACUUUUAAUUUCCGGGGUGAUGAGAAUCCCCUUUCUCUUGUUGCUGUUGCUGAUUUCGGGAAGUAACGUAAACCAUAGGGUCUGCCACAAGAAAUGACAAAACCAGGGGCGACAUCAGCCGGGCCAUCAGCAAUCCAGCAAAGGAUGGCCAAGCGCAGGGAAUUCUUGGGGCAGAAACAAGAACAAAGGAAGGGUUACCAGCGCUCUCGAAUGGAAGGGUCCAAUCUAGGUUGGAAGGUGGCGUUUUGGAGACGAACAGCAGCACCCUGGCACCUUACCUUGCAAUCAUUAUUGUAGCGUUUUACGAUGACACCGUAGAGGGCAUGCCUGGACUCCUAAUUUCAAAGAGACAUGUCCUGUGUACCGUCGAGGCUCUCCUAGGAAGGAAAUGGACCGGCCAAGGCAAUGCAUUGAAGGACAUAUAUGCAUUAAAUGGAUUAUUUGCUCCAAACACAGCUGAUGAGCAGUUUAUCACUGGCCUUUCAUCUUCGAACAUCAUUCUUCACCCGAAUUAUAAUUCGUCUGGAAAGGUGAUUCCUGAUGAUGACUCGGUGAAACGGGAGGUAGCCAUUGUGCAGCUGCCCUCAGAUGUCAAAAACACCCCUCUUCCUAUUCAAUGCACCCCUGGAGUUAGCAUCGGGACUGAGGUUGCAGUCUUUGAUUGGGUUAAAUCUGGCCAGGGAGAUAAUAUCUUGAUUAGAGCACAGUACCUUCGUGUGCAGUGUCCCUCAGCUUUAUUCAGCAAGGAUUCCACAAACUGUUUCCAGCUGUCCAACAGAAGCGCUUUUGAUGUGAAUGACAGGGGAAAUCUUGGAUCACCAGUCGUUCUCAAUUAUGGACAAGCGAAUGCCACAGCUGUGGCAAUCAAAGCAUACACUUUCAAUGUGACUGCAACAGAAACGAUGAUGGCAGCUGCAAGCUUUAGUGACCCUGAAGUUUGGAGCUUUAGCUCGUGUACUUCCCUCAAUCAG
Messenger RNA from Notodromas monacha, 1068 nucleotides. The record is from the annotation of a GenBank genome assembly. Lineage: Eukaryota; Metazoa; Arthropoda; Ostracoda; Podocopida; Cyprididae.